Molecule: messenger RNA, 3491 nt
Organism: Folsomia candida
Lineage: Eukaryota; Metazoa; Arthropoda; Collembola; Entomobryomorpha; Isotomidae
Product: equilibrative nucleoside transporter 3
Exons: 16
Coding region: 1422-2927 (501 amino acids)
Biological process (GO): nucleoside transmembrane transport
Cellular component (GO): plasma membrane
Molecular function (GO): nucleoside transmembrane transporter activity
Source: RefSeq, a predicted model, not a curated record
UUUACAUUUGCUGGUUGAUUUCUACAAUAUCGAAUGCACACAAUGCAUAUCACGCAAAAGUUGCAUUAGGACAAUGCAGAUGUGCCAGUGACAUAGUUAUCCCAGGUUUUACUUUGUCUGCUGUCUUUGGCACACAUCCCAGCUGACGUCCACUUCCACUUUCCUUCAUUCUUGUUAUUGUUGUUCAGUAUUCUAAUUUUCUAGUUAUUUAUUCGUUCAACGCCUAUUAAAGUAUUUUGUUGCAACACAUCUCGACAAAUCUGUGUACUUCGGAUCAGUUCGGGUUGUUGUAUCGUAUGCUACUCAUUUUAUGUCGAGCAAUAUUAUAACUUCCAUCUCAUCAUCUCGUCCAUAUUUCUCGGACAUUAAAUCAUAUCCAACUUCCGGGGACUCUCAAAGGCCCUAAAAGAAGUUGAGUUCUCAAAGGAGCUGUGCUGCCUGAAGUAGUGAUAGUUCAUAAUUGAAGCUACACGCCCACCGAUUUCCGAUCAAGACCAGGAAGACAAUCUAUCAGUAUAACUAAGAUCUCGGUUUGCAUAUCAUAUUACACAUUAAAGAAUAAUAUGUAAUAGAGAAUUCUCAAGUGCAGGAACAGAGCAGUAAUAAUAGUGAAUAGGAAGUAGGUACGUUGUUAAUUGAGUACUAACGUUAAUAUUAUCAGUAGCAAAGUAGUUGAUAUGAGUCAUUGAAAAGUAUUCAUCAUCAUGGAACUCUCAAAGGAAAGGUUUGUCUUGGGGUAAUAAUGAAUAGUAACUGAUAUCAUGCACCCUAGCUGAGUUAAUUGCAUUAUACAUGUCCUGGUGUUAUCGCAACCACACCAAGUAUGACGUAAUCUAGAUUAAUGCGUCAGGGAUUAAGAAAACGGUUUUUACUCAGUCCAAGACAUUCACUGUUGUAUAGUAAGCCUGUUUCAGUGUCAUCCUAAUAAUCAUGGUAUGAAACUAUAUUUGCUAGUUAAUAAAUGCUAAACAACUGCGGCUUUAAUUCUCAUAUAAUUAUGAUCUCAUGCAUAGCACACUUCUACAAAUAAGAGCAGCUGCUUGAACCAGAAAGAAAUAUGAGAAAUAAUUUUCUUAAUCACUUUGCAAAAUAAUUAAUUUGUAAGUGUAUAUUUAAACUGGUAGGAUUGAUGUGUAUGUAAUGAAUAUGACAAGAUAGAAAGGCAGUAAAGACAGGAUGUAAUAGGCUUUGGUAUCUCAGGUAUAAUAUUUAGGAUAUAUAAACACACACAAGCACGAGUUGAUAACUGUACAAAAUAAAUAAUCAUCCUGGCUGAGGGAUACAACUUCGGCCACGGCGAACAGAUUGAUGAGGACGACGACGACGGAGACGAAGGGGACGAGACGACCACUCUUGUUGUGUAUGACAGGCUCGAAGAAUAUCACCGCCUACGGAAACGCUGUUCCCCCGACGGAAUUGAGAUGGCUAACGUUAACUCGGAAGAUAUCAUAACCAGUGCGGACACUGCAGAUCAUCCAAUCGAGUCUGGGUUCAAUGAUUAUCCUGGUUCAGUCAACCGCUCGUAUGAUGAAGGGGACGAGGAUGAAACUUUGUUGGAAAGGGAAGUGGAUGGAAACGAAACACUCGUCGCCUGUCUUGCGCCGAAAGAUCGGUGGUGGGGAGUGUAUGCCAUAUUUUAUUUCUUAGGAAUUACAACGUUACUCCCUUGGAAUUUUUUUAUCAAUGCGGAUAAGUACUGGAUGUACAAAUUUCGCGAUGUAAAUGCAACAAGAAAUGGAACUGAUGUGUUUUCACCUGACUGGGAUUCCUCUGAAGCUAUAGUUCAGUUAGAUUUACACCCCCUUCAUGGGAAGACCCCUUUUCAAGCUAGUUUCACAUCUUAUCUAGCAAUCGCAUCCAAUGUUCCAUCUACAAUUUGUUUUCUAUUGAACGCCGUCAUUUCGAGAUGGAUCUCAGCAAAUAUGAGAAUGGUCGUGAGCUUGAUCAUCACUCUAGUAAUAUUUAUUGCAUCCACGGUGCUAGUUCAAAUCAAUACCGAUUCAUGGCAGCAGGGAUUUUUUGCAACCACAAUGAUAAGCGUAAUAUUCAUGAAUUCCUUUUGUGCAUUUUUUCAAUGUGGAUUGCUUCAAGUUGUUGGACGAUUUCCGCCAGAGUAUACAACGGCGGUGAUGUCAGGUCAAGCCCUUGGCGGAAUAUUUGCUGCUUCAGCCAACCUCUUAUCUAUAUUUUUUGCUGCAGAUCAAGUGAAAUCUGCCUUUAUUUAUUUUCUUCUGGGAUCUGCAUCUUUAUUUUUUAGUGUUUGUGCAUCGGUAUAUUUACCCCGAACUUUAUUUUUUAAAUUUUACACUGGAGGAAAAUCUCAUCAACCAUAUCGAUUCAUUGAAAAUUAUCCACCUCAAGCAAGAAUCCGGCCUAAUGAAACGAGAAAGGCGAAAGGCAUGUGGAUAGUGUUUAAGAAGGUGUGGAUCCAGGCCAUCUCAGCUAUGAUGGUGUUUGUUGUAACAUUAGCUGCAUUCCCCACGUUAAUGGUCUUGGUGGUCUCUGAAGAAGUUCCUUCUGUUUGGAAUGAAAAGUAUUAUGUUGCUCUUGUCUCCUUCCUCGUAUUUUCAUGUGGCGAUUACAUCGGAAGAAUUUUGUCUGGGGCACUUCAACUGCCUGAAAAAUCGUCAUCGUGGACUUUGAUAUUCUCUAUUCUGAGAAUUGGAUUUCUUCCCAUGAUUAUGAUGUGUCAGCUUCACCCAAGGACACUCCUUCCAGUCAUUUUCAAGUCAGAUAUUGAAUUUGGAAUCAUCAGUUUCCUUUUUGGAUUUUCCAACGGAUAUUUAGCGAAUGUUGUAUUUAUCAAUGCACCUCAGUUGGUGUCUCGGGAAGAUCAAGAGGAAGCUAAUGGAGUUGUCACCACAGCUCUCGGCAUAGGACUCUCAGUCGGCGUUAGUCUUAGCUAUUUUCUUUUAAAGUUGUUGUAAAUUGUGUGCAAAUUGAGUUGUGGGUUCCUCAUUACUGGAGAUCUUGUAUUCAUUCCAUGAGUUUAAGCCAACGUGGCUUCAAACUCUCUCAAUAGAAUCAUAUUGAACGAUCUACAUAUUCAUUUGUCUAUCUAAUCCUGUGUAGUUGUAGUGUAUAUACUGUUGUUGCCCUUAUCCAUUUUGAUUUAUAUGGGCACAUCAGGUGACGUGUAUAAUCUGUCGAGACUGUUUCAUGUAACAAAAUGUAAUUUAUUUUAUUUAGUUUGACUUUGUAUAGUGUUAUUAUUACUUUACAUAAACCAGCUUCCAUUUCUGGAAAAUGAAACGGAUGGUGAUUUUUCAAGACCAAAAAAACUCAUAUUUUUCAUGAAAUUUUCAUUUUAAUGAUUUUACCUCUAAAAAAGAAUGUCUAUUUAUGAUAGCAGAAACUGGUUAAUAAUAUGCGAUGUGAUAGUGUGGGACUACAAUCAAAGUCAAAGUUUUAACGUGAUAAAGGUCGGGUAUGUAUCAUGAUAAAAAGAAUAGAACUGAACAAUCAGAAUAAAAGAUAUAUUAGCGCAUAUA